This is a messenger RNA of Pseudozyma hubeiensis SY62, 3948 nucleotides long. RefSeq lists its product as hypothetical. Gene Ontology annotation, cellular component: membrane. Bases 1 to 3948 code for a protein of 1315 amino acids. The record is from RefSeq and is a predicted model, not a curated record. NCBI's taxonomy places the organism in Eukaryota, Fungi, Basidiomycota, Ustilaginomycetes, Ustilaginales, Ustilaginaceae. The transcript has 2 exons.
AUGUCGUCAGGACACGGUCGAAACGGCGCGGACGAGGGCUCGGCCCUUCUUCCGAACGACUCCUCUUCCGCUCCACGUCGGCAGUCGUUCAGCAUAGGGAGCCUGGUCAAUUCAUUCCGAGGCAGCUCGUCGAACGCUCAGCGAAGCAGCGAUACCCGUCCAGCCUACGACACUCGCCGACCAAGCAAUGCUUUGGAUCCCUCCAGCCCUGAAGCAGCCUUCUCGGGGCAAAGGAAGCGAAGCAACGCCAACAACAAGUUUCCACGUUCCGUCACCUUUGACUCUCCGCAUUCGUCCUUCCCUCCAGGUCCCAAGCAGGGCCAGUCGAGGGUAGCAAGCUACCAUCCACCCGGAAACAAUCGUGCUGGCAACAUGGACGACGACAACGAUUCGGGCUACGACGUGGAACGUCAAGCCUCGGCCUGGAAUCGUCGCAGCAUCAAUUCGUCCGCCUUCAGCCACCUCGAAGGACGCAGCUACCGUUUCCAACCUGCUCAGGAUCCAGGCAGCCAUGGCAGUCCGCUCGUGCCUGGCUCCUUCACCGCCACGUCUUCCUCCAUCAGAGACGAGACCGCCCAGCUCGCCGGUAUGAUCAUGUCCGACGAUGAAGGCACAGGCAGCGGCAACGGCUCCAACAUUUACGACAUUGGAGAAGAGGACGACUCUUCCUCGCCCAAUUCGCAGCUCUUCCCUCCCUCGCGCUUCGCAGCUGCGAACGAUGUUAGCCCCACCACUUCGCCCAUUGCUUCGUACGGAGUCAAUCAGGCUGGGCCGAGCAACUUGACACGGGCCAUGGCUGCGUCGCAGGCCGCGAGUCCGCAGAGUGCCAAGACUGCGACGUCGCCGGAAGACGAUGCCAGUCAGGCUACCCCUCGCGUCACUUCGUUCCACGGUGUCUCUCAGGUCGUUGCAACGCCGCAGCCUGUGACAGGAGAAGAGGAGCAAAAGGACAAGAGUCUUGCUGCUCCCGACGGUCGCCCUGCAAAGUCGAACGAGCUCAGACCGGCAUCUCGCAGUCGAUCACGCUCGUCGACGAGACGAUCAGCUAAGCGCCGCCCAGACUCAGCCGAUCGCUCGCAGUCCCGUGAUCGGUCAGAAUCGGAAGCUAACGGGCACUCUUCCUUCAGCCAGUUCAGCUCAGCCGCGCCCUCGGACCAGCAGCUGGCCGGCAUUGGCUACGGUGCUCUCGCGCAAGCCGAGCAAUCGGUGCUCGAAGCAGAGCAGGGCGUUCAAAGGUCCGGCCGCAGAGCAUCGCAGCAUCGCCCUGAACCCUUCAAGACGCUCUCUCCGUGGUACUCGCUCAUCCCCACGAGCUGGAGACCCGGACAGGGCGAUGUGCCGACCAGAAACUUCGACCCGGUGCAGCACGCCCAAGAUCUCGUGGCAUCUGCACGAGGCAUCACCUGGAAGUCGGCAGCCGAAGCCAGCGUCGAGCCCAUCCGUCUCAUACCUGCCGUCAUCCUCGGCAUGCUCAUGAACGUCCUAGACGGUGUCUCGUACGGCAUGAUCAUGUUCCCGGCCGCCUACCCGAUCUUUGCCAACUUUGGCGGUGACGGCGUCUCGAUGUUCUUCGUCACUUGCAUCUUGUCCCAGCUCGUCUACACCCUCGGCGGUUCCAUCUUCAAGGGCGGAAACGGAAGCAUGAUGAUCGAGGUCGUGCCAUUCUUCCACAUCCUGGUCCGCAUCAUCAUCGAGGAGCUCGGGGAUGAGAACCCGAAGGCGGUGAUCGCCACCACGAUGGUUGCAUUUGCGCUAUCUUCGAUCCUCACUGGAUUGUCGUUCUUGCUGCUUGGAGCUCUUCGACUCGGAGUGCUGAUUGGGUUUUUCCCUCGUCAUAUCUUGGUUGGAUGCAUCGGCGGUGUCGGUAUCUUCCUGAUCGAGACGGGUCUUGAAGUCUGCAGUCGUUUGCAGUCCGAGGAUGGGUUCCAGUACGAUCUCGAGACGCUGCGCUUCUUCUUCCAGUCGGGCCACAUGAUCGCGCUCUGGCUUCCGCCAUUGUUGCUUGCCAUUCUGCUACGAGUGAUCACGUCGCGCUUCCACCACCCGCUCAUCUUCCCCGGUUACUUCCUCAUGAUCCCCGUCGUCUUUUACAUCGUUGCCAUGGGUUUCAUCGGUAUCCCCAUUCAGCAGCUGCGAGACGAUGGCUGGGUGUUUGACAUUGGCGAGGCCGCAAGCAAGGCCGCGUUCUACCGCUUCUACACUUACUUCGACUUUGGUCAGACGAGCUGGCGCGCGCUGUGGGCGACCAUGCCGACGCAGCUGGCGCUUGUGUUCUUCGGUAUCCUGCAUGUGCCGCUCAAUGUUCCUGCGCUCGGCGUCAGCAUCAACGAGGACAACGUCGAUACCGAUCGCGAACUGGUCGCCCACGGUGUCUCGAACUUGGUCGCCGGUCUGAUCGGCACCGUUCCCAACUACCUUUGCUACGUCAACAGCGUCCUCUUCUACCGCGUCGGUGGAGGCUCAAGACUCAGUGGUCUCAUGCUCGCCGGUGGAACGGCGAUCAUCAUGAUCGCUGGUCCUGGCACCAUCAGCUAUCUGCCGGUCAGCAUCGUCGGUGCGCUCAUCUUUGUUCUCGGUAUCGAUCUGGCCAAAGAGGCGCUCUACGAUACCGUCGGUCGCGUCAACGGGUGGGAGUAUAUGACGAUCUGGGUGAUUGUGAUCGUCAUGACCUACUGGGACUUUGUCAUUGGGAUCUUGGCAGGUAUCAUCAUCGCGUGCUGCUUCUUUGUGGUGCAGACGUCGAGGAGGAAGACGGUGCGUGCCAUUUUUGAUGGAAGUGUAGCGCGCAGUACGGUACGACGACACAUGAUUCAACGUCAUUUCCUCGACGAGGUGGGAACGCAGACGCAGAUCAUCAAGUUGCAAGGGUUUUUGUUCUUCGGUACGAUCAAUUCGGUCGAGGAUCUGAUCCGGCGCGCGCUCGAUAUCGCUGCGUGGAAUCAGAAUCCGAUCCGAUUCUUGAUCGUCGACUAUACUCUUGUCAGCGGGGUGGACUUUUCGGCGGCCGAAGCGUUUUUGCGCAUCAACCGUUUGCUCAUGGCCAAGGAUGUGCUGUUGGUGUUCUGCGGCCUGAACCCGGACAGCGACGUGGGCGUUGCAUUGCGGAGUGUGGAUCUUUGGGCGGAUCGGAGCGAGAAUCUGGAGGUGUUUGCGAACCUGAACGAGGCGUUGGAGUGGACGGAGAACGAGUAUCUGCGUGGCAUGUAUGCUUCGAGUCUCAUAGCGGCGAAGGCGUUCGGUCAGGCGAGUAUGGCUACGGAGACGGGGCUGUCGGUACCGGAUCAGAAGAGGAAGCCCGCGUUCGUAUUGGACCAUUCUUACGAGAAUUCGCCGAGAAGACAUCAUCUCCACGAAGCGGCGAAGACGGCGGUUCAGAGCGAGCGAACUACGCCGAUCUCCGAGAUCGUACCCGUCUUCCCCAACGGCGACGAAGCGAAGGAUCAGGAUCCGCCUACGGCAGCUGCCAAGAUCAAUCACGCGCAGCCGUUCCCUCUGUUGGUGAUCACGUUCCGAGCCUACCUGAACGGUCAGACGCCUCCAUCGUCGGAAGAAGCAUUCUUCUCUUCGCUCGUCCCCUACUUUACGCUCAUCCGCAAAUCGCGCGGCGACCUCAUCUGGAACCUCGGCGACUCGGCAGAUGCCCUCUACCUCAUCGAAUCAGGUAUCGUCAAAGCGAGGUACGACUUCCCGCAGGAACAGUACGAGAUCAACGAAGCCAUGCUGGCAGGAACCAUCGCGGGCGAACUGACCUUCCUGUCGCGCAAGGAGAGGAAUACCACGGCGUACGCCGAUACCGACGUCAAGCUCUGGAUGCUCGAUAGGGACGCACUGGAGAGGAUGCGGGAGGAGCAGAAGCAAAGUUAUGCCGGGUUCGUUGAGAUUUUGCUGAGGGUGGCCGGUGACGAGCAGCAGAGUUUGAUGAGUUAUUUGGUGUCUAGGUUGAGUUGA